AUGUCACGCUCGGCUCGGCCUCAGCAACAGAGUACAGAAUGGGGCCUUAACACUACCACUUACCUGACCAAGGCGGGUAGAAGCUCUACAGGGGCUGGCCCUCUUGACUCUUCGGCCUUUGACUAUGGGGGGAGGAUUAUUAACCAAGGGCCCCGCUACCGGUCCAUUUUUCCCUCUCUCUUCAAUCUUGGCUUUAGACUGUAUAAGUUCGACCCGAGACAGCUCGAAGAGUUUGAAGAUUUUGAACUUCCACCACGCAUCACCACCUCAUCCUCGCUUAACCACUUGCAGCAGUUCGUCCCAGAACGCUCCCGCGGCACAAACACAUAUACACACACUCACACUCCCACAUCCACAGCCGACCAAGCCAUGGCAACAACGGCUCUCUCUGGCGCCGCUUUCGGCGCAGCCUUGGUAGCGGCGGGCGUCUACCAACCCUCAGUCAUCAUCGCCCAGCUCAAGUUCGAGAACUGGCACAUGAUCCAGGCCUUCCUCGCAGCCGCAGCAAGCAGCACCGUCUUCGUCCUCGUACUAGACCAGGCGGGCUACGUCCGCCCCAAGCCCCGCAGCCCCUCGCGUCUAGGUCUCUUCUCCCAGUACGACGGCAAUAUCCUCGGCGGCUCCAUCCUCGGCGCCGGCAUGGCCAUCUCCGGCUCCUGCCCCGGCACCGUCCUCGCCCAGAUCGCCGUCGGCACCAAAUCCGGCGUCUACGUCCUUGGUGGCGCCGUCCUCGCCGGCAUCAUGUGGACCGGCUUCCUCCAGAAACUUCUUACGAGCAACGCCAGCUCGGCACCGCCCGAGAACCCCAAGCUCACCGUCCACGAGCGCGUCGGUCUCAGCAGAGCCGUCGCCUUCGUUGGCGUGGAAGCCCUUUUCGCGGGCAUCAUCUACGCCAGCAUGAAGUAUACUCCCGCCAGUCCCUACGCCGUCGUCGCUCCCACCAUCGGCGGACUCCUGAUCGGUCUGGCACAGCUUUUUUCACUGCUCUCCCGCAAGUCCAUGCUCGGUGUGUCGACUUCCUACGACGAGAUUGGACGGUACUUCUGGUGGGCGGUCCAGGGUGGCGGCGAAAAGGGGAAGCCAUCGUAUAGCAACAUUCUCUUCUCUGCGAGCUUGGCUGCCGGCGCGUGGGCUGUCGCGACGACAUACCCCGAGUUUGCCCUGGGUGCUGCUGAUACGGCUGUCUCGCCACAGCUGGCGGUAGUAGGAGGUUUCCUUAUUGGCCUGGGAUCGAGAAUCGGUGGAGGUUGUACUUCCGGACACGGACUCAGCGGCAUUUCUCUGUUCUCCACUGCCAGCUUCAUCACAGUUGCCUCUAUGUUCGGCGCUGGCGCCCUUGUCGCAUCUUACCUCUGA
Colletotrichum lupini is the source of this 1356-nucleotide messenger RNA. RefSeq names its product YeeE/YedE family protein. NCBI's taxonomy places the organism in Eukaryota, Fungi, Ascomycota, Sordariomycetes, Glomerellales, Glomerellaceae. The record is from RefSeq and is a predicted model, not a curated record. The transcript has 5 exons. Bases 1 to 1356 code for a protein of 451 amino acids. Gene Ontology annotation, cellular component: plasma membrane.